AGGCAGAUGCUCUAAAUAUCGAUUUUUCUGGGAGUAGCUCGUCAUCCCUGUGUUCCGACAGCACGCUGCUCUAUGAGUUAGCUCGACUCAGCACAUUUUCAACAAAACAAUAUUCCUAACUCUGCCACCAUGACGGAUCCGAGGAUAAGACAGAUCAAAAUCAAAACGGGAAUCGUUAAAAGGCUGGCGAAGGAAAAGGUCUCGUACAUCUCCGAGGAAAAGGAGCAAGAGCAGAAGAUCGAGCGCCUGAAAGCAGAGGAUGGAGACGUUUACGUCAUCAAGAAACAGAUGGAGGUGCUGCAGGAGUGCAAAAUGAUGAUUCCAGACUGUCACCGCCGUCUGGCCGUCGCACACGCAGACCUGCUUCAGCUGAUCGAAGCAGAGGAGGACCUGGCGGAAUCGGAGGAGUACAAAGAGGCCAGGACGGUGCUGGACUCGGUGAAGCUCGACGGAUGAUGCCUUCCUGUUCUCCAGCGCCUAGAACGUCCAUUCCUUUCAUCAGGCCUUCUCCGGUGGAGGCCAGCCCGGUUCACUCAUAGUUUCUGCUCUGUUGUAAUUAUUUCUACUUUGUGAAAACCACAAGAAAACGAUAAAAAUCUUCACUUUGUCCUGAAGAAA
This is a messenger RNA of Oryzias melastigma (Indian medaka), 618 nucleotides long. RefSeq names its product tubulin cofactor a (gene tbca). NCBI's taxonomy places the organism in Eukaryota, Metazoa, Chordata, Actinopteri, Beloniformes, Adrianichthyidae. Gene Ontology annotation, molecular function: beta-tubulin binding. Gene Ontology annotation, cellular component: cytosol; microtubule cytoskeleton. The coding region runs from base 130 to 456 and encodes 108 amino acids. Gene Ontology annotation, biological process: post-chaperonin tubulin folding pathway; tubulin complex assembly. The record is from RefSeq and is a predicted model, not a curated record. The transcript has 4 exons.